Messenger RNA from Lactuca saligna, 621 nucleotides. NCBI's taxonomy places the organism in Eukaryota, Viridiplantae, Streptophyta, Magnoliopsida, Asterales, Asteraceae. The record is from the annotation of a GenBank genome assembly.
AUGUUAGCCGUCGGGAUGGCACCUUAUGCUCAUCUGGCGGUUUAUAAAGUAUGUUUUGGUCUAGAUUGGCCAGAGAGUGACAUCUUAACCGGGCUUGAUGCUGCAGUAGCUGAUGGAGCUGAUGUGAUAUCAAUUUCUAUUGGAGAAAAAAACAUGCCUUUUUUUCAAGACAGCAUUGCAAUAGCCUCAUUUGCAGGUAUCCAAAAAGGAAUAUUUGUGAGUUGUGCAACAGGGAACUCAGCCAAAAGGCUCCCCUUCUUCUACACUUUUACCACUCGUGUGAAUGCAGUAAAGUUCAAUGAGUAUUCAUCUGUUGUUGUAGCAGCAGGGUAUGAUCGUUCCUUACGUGCCUGGGAUUGUAGAUCUCACAGCACUGAGCCAAUUCAGAUCAUUGAAACCUUUCUAGACAGCGUUAUGUCUAUUUGUUUAACAAAAACUGAGAUUAUUGCUGGAAGUGUUGACGGAACUGUACGGACAUUUGACAUCCGGAUUGAUGGAACUGUAUCUCUCUAUCAAAUGAUGUUUUAUCUUGUUUCUGAUAUAGCCGUGAAAGAACUCAUUGCAGUUGCCACCAACAGAGAAGGUAAAGUUGGUGGAAGAAAGGAAUAUGUAGCCACUUGA